Molecule: messenger RNA, 1109 nt
Organism: Saimiri boliviensis boliviensis (Bolivian squirrel monkey)
Lineage: Eukaryota; Metazoa; Chordata; Mammalia; Primates; Cebidae
Gene: TMEM50A
Product: transmembrane protein 50A
Source: RefSeq, a predicted model, not a curated record
GUAUCCGCAUGCGCGGCUGAGCCGCGGGGGUGGUACUGCCACAUCCGGGGUCCGGAGGCCGUGGCUGUUUUGUUUUGUUGGCUGAAACCGGGAGAGUGAGGCGGGCCGGCGUGGCGCGACACCGGGCUCCGGACCCACUGCACAACGGGGCUGGACUGACCUGAAAAAAAUGUCUGGAUUUCUAGAGGGCUUGAGAUGCUCAGAAUGCAUUGAUUGGGGGGAAAAGCGCAAUACUAUUGCUUCCAUUGCUGCUGGUGUACUAUUUUUUACAGGCUGGUGGAUUAUCAUAGAUGCAGCUGUUAUUUAUUCCCCCAUGGAGGAUUUCAACCACUCAUACCAUGCCUGUGGUGUUAUAGCAACCAUAGCCUUCCUAAUGAUUAAUGCAGUAUCAAAUGGACAAGUCCGAGGUGAUAGUUACAGUGAAGGUUGUCUGGGUCAAACAGGUGCUCGUAUUUGGCUAUUCAUUGGUUUCAUGUUGGCCUUUGGAUCUCUGAUUGCAUCUAUGUGGAUUCUUUUUGGAGGUUAUGUUGCUAAAGAAAAAGUUGUAGUAUACCCUGGAAUUGCUGUAUUUUUCCAGAAUGCCUUCAUCUUUUUUGGAGGACUGGUUUUUAAGUUUGGCCGCACUGAAGACUUAUGGCAGUGAAAACAUCCGAUUUCCUGCAGCACGACAGCCCUGCAUGGGAGGGGAACCCAGACCAUGGACAUUUAAAUGACUUCCUCAAGGUCACAGAACUAGUUUUCUAAUCCUGAGGCAGUGCAUCCCCGACCCUACAGCUGAGCACAGCCUCUCCCUACAGUGCAAUUCAGAAGAUGCUCAGGGAACGCCAGCUGCCGUGUAAAACCAGCUGGAAUAAAAGCACGAUUCCCACAAGCACUAAGUAUCAGUGAAUUCUUAUUCUUCCUGUUUUGUAUUAUCUGCUUUGCUAAUGUAGACAAGAGUUAACUAGGUAGCACACUUUAUUGCAUGAGAAAGAAUCUUAAGAAGUGUCAAUAAAAUUUACCCAAAACUUUAAUACAGAUAUCGUCUGUAACCAAGAAAAUAUCAAUAGCAUCAUCUUAAUGAAACUACAAAUUUAUUUUAAAUUGUUAUUAAAUUGACUCUUAAACAA